GUGGGAGGCGUGGGACGUGACCUUGACCUCCCUCUGGGGCAGGGCGGGACACUCCCGAGGUGACUCUGCACUUGGGCCUGAAUCGUGAUGCAAGUCCCGCACUACUGUGUCUGGGUCCAACCAUCGGUGCAUGGGGCUGGUGGUGGGACCCCACCAGUCCACAUCCGUCCGCCCGCGAGCGCCGCGCCGCGCCCUGGGCCGGGGGAACCCUGGCGGAGAGCCGGACGCCAGGCGGCGGGAGGAGCGCAGAGCAGCGGGGCGUUGACUGAGACACUGGCCACGCCCGGUCCCGCCCGCCUCUCUAGGCACCCAGCUCCGGCCAGGCGGGAUCCGUGGACUCAGCGACCCGCGCGGGCUAACCCGCUCUCCUGCCGCGGCGGCGGCGGGCGCGGGGCCGCGCGGCGAGGCCGGAUCCCUGCAGCGCGGCCAGGCGACGUUGCAGAGCCCAGCCAGCCAGACGCGCCAGGACUCCAGACUCCUGCAGUCCCUGGUGGCUCAGGUCGCGGGUGCACGACCUCACAGGUCUGUGUUGACUGGGGACUUUGCAUCCUGCUGGGCGCCUGGCUUGCGGCUUCCUCCCCAUCCUCCAGUCCCGGAGCUGGGAGCCCGCCGUCGCUGGAGCCCGGGCUCUGCCUGUUGCGCAAGCUGCAGACUGCCCAGACCGAGUGUGGGUCUCUUUGGACGCCCGCGGAAGGGAGCUAGGACCGACUAGCUUUUUUGGGGUGGGCUUGACUUCCCAGCAUCUGCCUUGGCUUGUAUGACCGGAGGACCACAUUCUUCUCCUUUGAGUCGCUAAAUGCCUGUACGCACCCCAUGCUCCAGCCAGGGAAGACGGGAGAAGCUGCUUGGAUGACGAUGGACGGUCCACUGUGCAGGAUGAGGGCAGAGUGUGUGACAUCACCACCACGAGGGUGCAAUGUGAUCUUGGGCGUCUCCCUUCCCGGCCAGCACUCUGCCUCCUCUAUCCAUCAUGGUGUUUGGUGAGUUUUUCCAUCGCCCUGGACAAGACGAGGAACUUGUCAACUUGAACGUAGGGGGCUUUAAGCAGUCUGUGGACCAGAGUACGCUCCUACGGUUCCCUCACACAAGACUGGGGAAGCUGCUGACCUGCCAUUCUGAGGAGGCCAUUCUAGAGCUCUGUGAUGACUAUAGCGUGGCAGAUAAAGAGUACUAUUUUGAUCGGAACCCCUCCCUGUUCAGAUACGUUUUGAACUUUUACUAUACGGGGAAGCUGCACGUCAUGGAGGAGCUGUGCGUGUUCUCCUUCUGCCAGGAGAUCGAGUACUGGGGUAUCAACGAGCUCUUCAUCGACUCCUGCUGUAGCAGCCGAUACCAGGAGCGCAAGGAAGAGAGUCAGGAGAGGGACUGGGACCAGAAGAGCAACGAUGUGAGCACAGACUCCUCUUUUGAAGAAUCCUCUCUGUUUGAGAAAGAGCUGGAGAAGUUCGACAAGCUGAGGUUUGGUCAGCUCCGAAAGAAAAUCUGGAUUCGGAUGGAAAACCCAGCUUACUGCCUGUCGGCCAAGCUCAUUGCCAUCUCCUCCCUGAGCGUGGUGCUGGCCUCCAUCGUGGCCAUGUGUGUGCACAGCAUGUCGGAAUUCCAGAAUGAGGAUGGAGAAGUGGAUGACCCUGUGCUGGAAGGAGUGGAGAUUGCGUGCAUUGCAUGGUUCACUGGCGAGCUGGCCAUCCGGCUGGUGGCUGCCCCUUCUCAAAAGAAGUUCUGGAAAAACCCUCUGAACAUCAUCGACUUCGUCUCUAUCAUUCCCUUCUAUGCCACGUUGGCUGUGGACACCAAGGAAGAAGAGAGUGAGGACAUUGAGAAUAUGGGCAAGGUGGUCCAAAUCCUUCGGCUCAUGAGGAUAUUCCGAAUUCUGAAGCUUGCCCGGCACUCUGUAGGGCUUCGGUCUCUGGGGGCCACGCUGAGGCACAGUUACCAUGAAGUGGGGUUACUGCUUCUCUUCCUUUCGGUGGGUAUCUCCAUCUUCUCCGUGCUUAUCUACUCUGUGGAGAAAGAUGAACUUGCAUCCAGUCUCACCAGCAUCCCCAUCUGCUGGUGGUGGGCCACUAUCAGUAUGACCACUGUGGGCUAUGGAGACACCCAUCCGGUCACCGUGGCCGGGAAGAUCAUUGCAAGCACAUGUAUUAUCUGUGGCAUCUUGGUGGUAGCCCUUCCCAUCACCAUCAUCUUCAACAAGUUUUCCAAGUACUACCAGAAGCAAAAGGACAUGGACGUGGACCCGUGCAGUGAGGACCCACCGGAGAAGUGCCCUGAGCUACCUUACUUUAACAUCAGGGAUGUCUAUGCACAGCAAGUCCACGCCUUCAUUACCAGUCUGUCUUCCAUUGGCAUUGUGGUCAGCGAUCCUGAUUCCACAGAUGCUUCUAGCAUUGAAGACAAUGAGGAUGUUUACAGUACCGCAUCCCUGGAGAACUGUACCACAAAAUGAGUAGGGGCAUUUGCAGCGGUCUCUUGUGUCCCUUUCCAACGUUAGGUUAACACAGCUUUAUAAACCUGAAUGGGUUUGCUCAAAUAAAUCAUUUAAUUCUCAGGGUGUACCUCUUAGCCAUAGUUGGACAUUCGUUGCUGAAUUCCGAGAUGAUAGAAUUAUCUUUAUUUUUCUCUGUGAGGUUAAAAUCAAAUGCCUUGUUCUGAAGUUUAUUUUUUACAAGAGAGAGUUGUACUAUGGGUUUUGGGGGGAACAAAGAAAAUGGUACUGGGGAGGAUUUGUUGCUACGGCUUACGCAUCAUUCUGUGUCUGUCAUAUCCACUCACAUUGAGCUAACUAUCAAUUACUGACAAAUAGAGCAGAAGUCCAGCUGACCGAAGACGACAUGCAUGUGAGAGCCACAACAUGAGACAAUGCAUGUACAUCCAUGUUCAUGUUCCUCCAGACAUGGGAAUUAGGAGCCCAAUAAACUUCUAAUUCAGUAUGGAGAAUGCCUCGUUUGUAUGUUAUUUAUGUCAAGUAAGUAUAUCCUACUAUCCCAGAGUUGGCUUGGAAGG
This is a messenger RNA of Onychomys torridus (southern grasshopper mouse), 3003 nucleotides long. RefSeq names its product potassium voltage-gated channel modifier subfamily S member 3 (gene Kcns3). The transcript is spliced from 4 exons. The coding region runs from base 971 to 2446 and encodes 491 amino acids. The record is from RefSeq and is a predicted model, not a curated record. Gene Ontology annotation, cellular component: membrane; voltage-gated potassium channel complex. Lineage: Eukaryota; Metazoa; Chordata; Mammalia; Rodentia; Cricetidae. Gene Ontology annotation, molecular function: voltage-gated potassium channel activity; protein binding. Gene Ontology annotation, biological process: protein homooligomerization; potassium ion transmembrane transport.